Coffea arabica (coffee) is the source of this 1938-nucleotide messenger RNA. The record is from RefSeq and is a predicted model, not a curated record. Lineage: Eukaryota; Viridiplantae; Streptophyta; Magnoliopsida; Gentianales; Rubiaceae.
AUGGCUGAGCGAGAGGACCUUUGGGCCGGGUUGCGCAAGGAUAAGGAAGCGUCGGUGCCUUGGUUUAUUGUAGGGGAUUUUAACGUAAUUACGGGAGAGGAGGAAAAGAAAGGAGGGGUGCCGGUUAGACCUUGGGAAGGGAUUGAGUUGCUAUCAUUUAUGUCCAUGCUGAACUGGCAUGUGGAGUUUGUGGAGGACCCCCUGUACGUGUUGGCAGCUAAAUUGUGCCGAGUUAAAAAGGCUCUUAAGGUGCACGAGGAUAUGUUUUGGAACCAAAAAGCCAGGGCGGCAUGGUUGAAAGAUGGGGAUAAGAAUACCAGAUUCUUUCAUGCAUGUGUGUCUGAACAGAGGAGGAAGUCUGUGAUCCAUCGGAUAAGAUCGCAAUGCGGGGAGUGGCUGGAAGAGGAGAACGACAUCUCUAAGGAGACAGAGGUUGUUGGAAAGAAUGUUUCUGUGAUCCAUCGGAUAAGAUCGCAAUGCGGGGAGUGGCUGGAAGAGGAGGACGACAUCUCUAAGGAGACACUUGCAAAGAGAUUGGCGAGGGUUUUGCCGUUCUUGAUUUCAGAUAGCCAGAGCGGAUUUGUUCAGGGUCGACAACUUUUUGAUAACUUUUUGUUGGCCCAAGAGCUAGUUUCCGGCAUUCGGAGGCUGAAUAGAGGAGGUAAUUGGGUCCUUAAGCUAGAUAUGGAAAAGGCCUACGAUAGGAUAAAAUUGAGCGCCCUUUGUAAGCCGGUAGAGGAGGGUGGCGUGGGGAUACGGUCGUUACAGUCGGUCCAUGACGCUUUUUCAAUGAAAUUAUGGUGGUCGUUUCGACAAAAUGUGUCCUUAUGGGCACGAUUCAUACAAGGGAAAUAUUUGCGUGGGGGUCAUCCUUGUGAAGUUGAACAAGUUUGGGGGCAAUCCCCCAUAUGGCGAAGGAUGGUGAUGGUCAAAGACCUAGCGGAACAGCAUAUUAGAUGGGUCUUGGGGAAUGGGGAAGUGGAUUACUGGCAUGAAAUUUGGAUAGGGUCUGGGCUUGUGUACGAUAAAGUGGAGUUUUUUGGGGUGCAUUCAAUGGCGAGUUUUGUUGUCCAAAGCCGGUGGAGCAUAAAUCUGUUACAGCAAUGGCUGCCGCGAGUCAUUGUGUCAGAAAUCUUACUUAUUCCUCCUCCUGUAUCCCGACGGCUGGAUCGCAUGGUAUGGGACUUAAGCUCAUCGAGUUCAUUUUCAGUUUCUUCGGCUUAUCAAGUGGUGAGCCAACCUGCACCUAGGUCAUUCUUUUUGGCAAAUACAUGGCAUUCGCUGAUUCCUGCGAAACUUUCCUUCUUUAUGCUAUGUUUGCUAGAGUCCCGACUACCAGUUAUGGAUGUUCUUUACCUUUUUCAAGUACAGGGUCCAUCUCGUUGUUGGUGUUGUAAAGAGCUGGGGGUAGAGAGUCUAGACCAUAUUUUUUACACCGGAGAGAUCCCAUCACUGGUUUGGCAGUCUUUUGAAGAGGUUGACGGAGGCCUCGACCCAGCUUAUAUGGUGCGACAUGUGCUGGCAAAAUGGUGGUUACGGAUUACAACGAAAUCCACCUUGAAGCUUAUCUAUCGAAUUCUUCCUUGCCUAGUGUGUUGGCACCUAUGGAGGGCUAGGAACUCAGUGCUAUUCGAAGGCAAAAGGGUGACGACAGAAGUGGCCAAGAGGGAUAAACGUAGUAGGAUUUCCAAGCAGAAAUGGAGCGGGUCGCCGUUCAUGAUCCCAAAGUUGAAUGUGAAUGGUUGCUAUCGGGACAACCCGGGAAGGGCAGGCGGGAGUGGUAUUCUAAGGGAUCCAUUGGUUGCUUUUGCUAAUGCUGUUGAUGUAGCUAAAAGUUUGCAGGCAGGCUUGAAGGCAGUGAUUGAAAGGGUGAGGCUUUGUGUACAACAAGGUUUUGCGGACGUGCACGUGGAGUCAAAUUCUUGGCUCGUGGUUUGA